Molecule: messenger RNA, 1884 nt
Organism: Rhinopithecus roxellana (golden snub-nosed monkey)
Lineage: Eukaryota; Metazoa; Chordata; Mammalia; Primates; Cercopithecidae
Gene: BEND5
Product: BEN domain containing 5
Exons: 6
Coding region: 763-1521 (252 amino acids)
Biological process (GO): negative regulation of DNA-templated transcription
Molecular function (GO): DNA binding
Source: RefSeq, a predicted model, not a curated record
UUGGCAGAACGGUGCUUUCAGGAACAAUAACAGUGGGGGGAGCCUGGGUCCUGGGGAGCCGCCCCCGCCCCCUACAGCACCGCAGCGAGGCUCGCGCCCCCCGCCGGAUCCCCACCUCCGCGCCCGCCCCGCGGGCUGAGCGGCCCGACCGGGGCCCGCCCCCGGCGCCCACCAUGUACGCCUUUGUGCGGUUCUUGGAGGACAACGUCUGCUACGCGCUGCCCGUGUCGUGCGUGCGCGACUUCAGCCCCCGCUCGCGGCUGGAUUUUGACAACCAGAAGGUGUACGCCGUGUACCGGGGCCCGGAGGAACUGGGCGCCGGGCCCGAGAGCCCCCCGCGCGCCCCCCGCGACUGGGGCGCGCUGUUGCUGCACAAGGCCCAGAUCUUGGCGCUAGCAGAAGACAAAUCUGACCUUGAAAACAGUGUGAUGCAGAAGAAAAUAAAAAUCCCCAAGCUUUCUCUUAAUCAUGUAGAAGAAGAUGGAGAGGUUAAAGAUUAUGGGGAAGAAGAUUUACAGCUUAGACACAUCAAGGAUUGUCUGGGGAAAUAUUGAGCUGCAGUCCAAGAAAGUCCCAGCUGCCCUUGCCUGAACUGAUUCUCGUUGUCCUACACAGAGACCUGAGGGGCGGAAGCCGAGCGAAGUGGCGCACAAGAGCAUCGAGGCUGUGGUGGCUCGGCUAGAGAAGCAGAACGGCCUGAGCCUGGGCCAUAGCACGUGUCCGGAAGAGGUCUUCGUGGAGGCCUCGCCAGGCACAGAGGACAUGGACAGUCUAGAAGAUGCUGUGGUGCCCCGGGCUCUGUAUGAGGAGCUGCUGCGCAACUACCAGCAGCAGCAGGAAGAGAUGCGCCACCUCCAGCAGGAGCUGGAGCGGACUCGGAGGCAGCUGGUACAACAGGCCAAGAAGCUCAAGGAGUACGGGGCACUUGUGUCUGAAAUGAAGGAGCUCCGUGACCUCAACCGGAGGCUCCAGGACGUGCUGCUCCUGCGGCUUGGCAGCGGUCCCGCCAUUGAUCUGGAAAAAGUAAAGUCAGAAUGUCUCGAGCCCGAGCCGGAGUUACGGAGCACUUUCAGUGAGGAAGCAAAUACGUCGUCCUAUUACCCCGCUCCUGCGCCUGUCAUGGACAAGUAUAUCCUAGACAAUGGCAAGGUCCAUCUGGGAAGCGGGAUUUGGGUUGAUGAGGAGAAAUGGCACCAGCUACAAGUAACCCAAGGAGAUUCCAAGUACACGAAGAACUUGGCAGUUAUGAUUUGGGGAACAGAUGUUCUGAAAAACAGAAGCGUCACAGGAGUCGCCACAAAAAAAAAGAAAGAUGCAGUCCCUAAACCACCCCUCUCGCCUCACAAACUAAGCAUCGUCAGAGAGUGUUUGUAUGACAGAAUAGCACAAGAAACUGUGGAUGAAACUGAAAUUGCACAGAGACUCUCCAAAGUCAACAAGUACAUCUGUGAAAAAAUCAUGGAUAUCAAUAAAUCCUGUAAAAAUGAAGAACGAAGGGAAGCAAAAUACAAUUUGCAAUAAACUUUGGAUUUUUCAUAAAGCUUUCGUGUUUUCCUUGUGUGGCAUGUGAUUUGCGAGCGAUGGUGCCGUCCAAAUCAGACCCCACCAUGCAUGGUGGUGUGUGGGCAGGAAUCCAUUGGGUUCUGGGGUCAGCGGCUUGUUCUGAGUGUGGACACUACAAAGAAGACAGAUGGCUUUGCUGAGACUCAGGAGCAGCCUGGCACUGGUGUCCUUCUGGGAAUGGGGAAAACACUCUUCUUGGAGGGGGAUAAGGUUGCCUGAGUUGCCUGUCACUUGACUGGGAUUUGAAUGGAUAUUUUUACCAUCCAAGGACUUCUCUGUUCCUCUAUUUUGUUCUAUAAUAAAGUUUCAUUAAUUCUUUGA